Molecule: messenger RNA, 2958 nt
Organism: Epinephelus lanceolatus (giant grouper)
Lineage: Eukaryota; Metazoa; Chordata; Actinopteri; Perciformes; Serranidae
Gene: tmed7
Product: transmembrane p24 trafficking protein 7
Source: RefSeq, a predicted model, not a curated record
AGAGCUCGGGGGGCGGGCUCUUACAAUGACAGCCAAUGCCGUGUUACGUUUGUAAUACGUUACUUAGCAUUAGUCGCAUCCGGGUGAGCACUUUAAGGUCCGCUCAGGAGUUCAUUUGAAGCUUGGAUCUCGGUCUUCAGGAUGUACGGAUCCUUUCGGUUACUGUUGCAGGUGCUGUCGGCCCAGCUGCUCUGUGUGUGGGUGCUGGGCUCCGAGCUAACUUUUGAGCUGCCAGACAACGCCAAGCAGUGUUUCUACGAGGACAUCAUCAUUGGCACCAAAUGUACACUGGAGUUUCAGGUGGUGACCGGUGGUCAUUAUGAUGUGGACUGUCGUUUGGAGGACCCAGAAGGCACGACACUCUACAAGGAGAUGAAGAAGCAAUAUGACAGCUUUACCUUCACAGCAGCCAAGAAUGGCACCUACAAGUUCUGCUUCAGUAACGAGUUCUCCACCUUCACACACAAGACAGUGUACUUUGACUUCCAGGUCGGCGAUGACCCUCCACUCUUCCCUAAUGAGAACAGAGUCACUGCUCUCACUCAGAUGGAAUCAGCCUGCGUUUCCAUCCACGAAGCCCUGAAAUCGGUCAUCGACUACCAGACUCACUUCCGCCUCCGUGAGGCCCAGGGUCGCAGUCGGGCAGAGGACCUCAACACCCGUGUUGCGUUCUGGUCCAUCGGAGAGGCCAUUAUCCUUCUGGUGGUCAGCAUCAGUCAGGUGGUCCUGCUGAGGAGUUUCUUCUCUGACAAGAAGACCACUACAACACGCGUCGGAUCAUAACAGUCUCUGAGGCCCAGGAUCUGAUUCGUCACUUUCUUUAGCCGUACCUGGGCUCGUGUGCAUAGAGUAGGUUGGAAUAUCAGUGCUGAGCUGACAUUGGAUCAUAUCAAACUGCCAGGUCAAACAAUCUGACACGUCAUCUUUAUUCAGCAUUGGUAUUCAUACAAACUUCAUGCAAAUGAGUCUUGAGCGAAAAGGUUGUAUGUGUUCAAAAUGUUUUAGAGGGGUAAAAGAGAAAACCUGUAAAAAGGCUUUCUUGUGUUGCUUGUAACUAUCUGUACUGGAGGCAGUGUAAGCAGCUGAUCAUGUAGUUACAGCAAACCUUAAAUACUUAAAAAAUUUGAAAUUAUUUCUAAAUGUAUUCUUAUUUUAUUUGUGUCCUUUUCUACCCCGUCAUCUUCUACCCUGAUCUCUUCCAUUUUUUCAGCCCAAACUGUGCACUGAAAUAACAAAGAGUGGUUGCAGUGCAUUGAGUCUCUAAAACCACGCCGACAAUGCAAAGAACGUUUCCCCCCCGAAGGUUGUAUUUGGUUUUGAAAAAUCUGUUUUUUUUUUCUUUGCUAUUAAACCUCACUGUGUUAGUGAGAAAGAGUAUAUAUUGUGUUGUGCUUUUAUCAGCUUUGUCAUUUUAGAUGAGUUAUAAGAAGAGAGUGUGCUGUACAGAGAGAACGCCAUCAUUUAAUCUAAUAUUAGCUAAAACAGUUCAGAUUUGGGUUGAAGGAUUGAAUUUAGAGAUGCAAGUGGUCUCCGUUGAGUGACUGCAGACUCAAUUCCUUUGAAAAGUUUAAGUCAGUUUCUGCAUUUUGGGUUCCAUUUGCUCGAUUAAACACCGAGGUAAAGUUGGUCUUCAGGUUGACCACACUUCAGUGAAUUGCCUCCUAAAAAUGUCAAAAUAAUCUGUGUGACUCAGUGUGGGAGGCAAAAAAAGAAAUGACUGAUAUCAUCCUUGUGUUUGAAAAUGACACAUUGUAUGUGUUAGAGGAGCACUUCACCCACAAAAUGACCAUUUGUAAAUCUAUUCGUCAUGCUGUGUCACCUUGAAUUCAUGAAGAAACUUUAUUUUUCUGGCAUGCCUCCAUGGAAAGUGGUGAACGUAUUGAUUUAUUGAUUGAUCAGGGGCCACGUUUAGCAACAAAACCAUAUCAGAACAUCAGUGUACAAACUCUCACACAACUCAUGCAGUAUAAUUCAAGUCUCAUUUAUCCAGUCGUAUGCUCAGUGCUUCCCACAGACAUGCAUUUUCACUAAAAAACCUUAGUCCUGGAGGCUAGAUGGAAGAGAACAUAGAUAAGUUUCCCUUUCAGUUCAGUCUUUAUAGUAAGGUUUUAGCAAAAACACAUGAGUUAGGCAAGUACUGUGCAUAUGACUGGAUAAAUGAGACUUGGAUUACACUGUGCAAGUUGUGGAAGAGUUUGUAAACUGAUGUUUUCAUAUAGUUUUGUUGUUACACAUGGUCCCCACUCAAUCAAUAAGUCAAAAUGUUUGCUGCUUUUGGUGGAGCCAAGUGAGAAGGUAACACGGCAUGACUACUAGAUUGUGAAAAGGUCAUUUUAUAGUUGAAGCAUUCCUUUAAGUGGCCAUGCCAGAUUUUUUAAAUUCAAAAACUUUGUCUUUCACUGGUUCCCUUGCAAUGUUUUGUCUAGUACUGCCUUUACUGUUAAAAAUGUAACAUGUUAUUUUUUGUGGGCUGCUAUGAUCCUCUUGGUUUUAUGCAGCACUGUUGUAAAAUUUAUGUUGUUUUGCAAAAUAUUGCUUGAAUAUAAGAUUGAGUUGUGGUUGUAAUUUGAAAUUUUAUUCCCUUGCAGACUAUUCAGUUAAUUUUCUAAAUUAAGAGGAAGGAGGAUUUGGACAUCUUAAAUCUGUUAAUAUGACUGGUUCUGAAUAUUCUUGCCUGUAAGAAGCACUACAUGCUGGCUUAGUUCAGUCUGGCAGAGUCGCUAAAAUAUUUUUUUAUUUUAUUCAGUUAUUAGUUCUGGUCUGGCUUUGCUUCCUUUGUGAUGCUUUCCCCCUUUCAUCAUGUUUUCAUUGUCAGUUUUGGUGAGUGGUGCAGUGUUGGCAUUUCACUUUUGGGUUUGUGCACUUACAGGUCAUUUUUGGACACACAUUUAGCUCUCAAGCAUUCUGGGAACUUUUUAAGUUAUUGGGAUGGCUGAAUAAACUUUCUGUUAAAAUGUC